Culex quinquefasciatus (southern house mosquito) is the source of this 876-nucleotide messenger RNA. RefSeq names its product hydroxyacyl-coenzyme A dehydrogenase, mitochondrial. Gene Ontology annotation, cellular component: mitochondrion. The transcript is spliced from 3 exons. The record is from RefSeq and is a predicted model, not a curated record. Gene Ontology annotation, molecular function: NAD+ binding; (3S)-3-hydroxyacyl-CoA dehydrogenase (NAD+) activity. The coding region runs from base 1 to 876 and encodes 291 amino acids. Gene Ontology annotation, biological process: fatty acid beta-oxidation. Lineage: Eukaryota; Metazoa; Arthropoda; Insecta; Diptera; Culicidae.
AUGUCCAACAUAAAGAACGUGGUCGUCGUAGGCGCCGGAACGAUGGGAUCGGGCAUCGCAUUGGUUUCAGCCGCCACCGGUCACUCCACCAGUGUGGUCGAUUUAAACGCUCAGGUGUUGGAAAAGGCGCGUGGAGAAAUCGAAAAGAAUGCCGCCCGUUUGGGGCGCAAAUUCUUCAAGGAUGAUCCGCAGGCGGCCGGUGCACUCGUUGCGGAAACUCUCGGUAGGGUGAAGUAUUGCGCCGAGUUGGAGGCGGCGGUUCGGGAGGCCGAUCUGGUGAUUGAAGCGAUCGUGGAGAACGUGAAGAUCAAGCAGGAGCUUUUUAAGAAGAUUGAUGAGAUCGCUCCUCAGCAUACAAUUUUCGUGAGCAACACUUCGUCGCUGUCCAUCGUGGAGUUGGGUAGCGUGACCAAGCGCGAGGAUCGCUUCGCCGGGUUUCAUUUCUUCAAUCCGGUCCCGCUGAUGAGGUUGGUUGAGGUGAUUAAGACGGAUAAGACUUCGGAGGAGACGAACGCGAGUUUGUUGGCUUUCGGAGGUGCCCUUGGGAAGACUUGUAUUAGCUGCAAGGACACUCCGGGUUUCAUCGUGAACCGGUUGCUGUUGACGAUCAUUUCGGAAGCACUUGGGAUGCUGGAACGUGGUGACGCCAGUUUGAAGGACAUCGAUACGGCGUUGAAGUUGGGGCUGGGUCAUCCGAUGGGGCCGUUUGAGCUGAUGGACAUGAUUGGGCUGGAUGUUACGUUGAAUAUUAUGCAGGAACGACAGGCACGAAAUCCUAAUGACUUAUCGCUCAGGCCAAGCCCCACCUUGGUGAAGUUAGUUUCGGAAAAUAAACUUGGCGUUAAAAACGGUGAAGGAUUCUUCAACUACAAGUAG